AUGUCAGGAGUGGUCAUGGCUCGUACAAAACAAGAGGAUAGUACAUUCAGAGAGGUGUUGGACGAGUUGGAGGCUCUCAGGGUUGAAAACGAGCGUUUGCGACAUGGAACCGGCGAAACAUCCGUACCCUCUCAGCCUGCAGUGCUAGCGUAUACCAGCAAAGUCUUUUACAAAGUUGGACAGACACUGUAUUUGGAUGAGCCGCGUUGGGAGCCCGCUGAAGGAUCUGGCGUCGUGUUACUGGCUAACAAUCCGAUCCGGAAUAUUGAUCACUAUCUAGAUCAACACCCCGAGAUAGCCUUCGCCAUCUACAAGGAAUACAAACAGACCCCACCUUCGGAUCGCAGUAAGAUCGAAACCAAGGACGGUGUCUACCGCUCUCCUACACCCGCGCAUGAAUUCCUCUCGAUCAUAGCCGACGACAUGCUGGAUGCGGUGGAAGAGUUAGUCCAGCAGAUACCUAAGUUUGGCGACUACUUCCCGUACUUCGACCCUGAAGGGCAAAUCCUGGCACCGUAUCUUUUCAUGUAUUACAGCGCACCGUUCAUUCCCGAAAUACUACCCGAUCUGGAUAUACCCAGUCAAAACCUGAUUAGGCAAUUGCAAUCCGCAAUUGAAAAAAGCUAUGGGUACGAAUACGACUCAGCGAAGCUCCAAGCAGAGAAAGGAAGAGUAUCGCGCAAACACCUCAAAUAUCUCAUUCAACCUGGGGAUGUCCUCGUUAGUAACGGAUCAGGGGGCAACAUUCCCCAGGCAUGUAUUGCUACAAGCUGGAUUGAACGUCCAGAGAUCACGCUCGACGAGUCUCAGUACGAGGAGUCCGACUUCAUCCAGAGGAAGCGCAUCCCAAGAUAUGGUCCUCUCGCCAAUUCUGCAUCCAGUCGCAAAUUGAUCACUUGUACUUGGCAGGUUCCGAUGUGGUUCUGGGAAUUCGACGGCUCCUUCGCAAAACAUGAGGCUAGCAUAGACAUCAAGAUGUCUCUGGGAUAUGAGGAAGAGACAAUUGCAAUCAGAGAUCUCAAUUUCUACCCUCUUCGAUAUGCGAGUGAAGAGAUGAGAUCACUGCUUGAGAAAAGAGGUAGGACAUUUUGGUCGCUUCGAAACAGACAGUUUGUAUCUUAUGUGCGCUCUAAAGAAGACGAGCUCUACAACAUUGAGGAAAGAUAUAUGGUCGACACGAAGGCGUACAAAAUGCUGUUUCCUCUUUCAGAGAUUGCGAAACUACGCUGUGUAGAUGAUCUUGGCAUCGCAGCCAUGGCACGCGAUCAACCGCCCGAAGACGGUGGUGCGCUUUUGGUCAUGCCGGAGACUAUCAUGGCUCACAAUCUGCAGGAGAAACACUGGAGAGAGCUUUUCGUCGACCGUAUCACUGACGUAGUAUGGAACAAGCAAGCUUUCAAGGAUCUUGUCGCCGAACCAGAAACCAAGGAACUGGUGCAAGCGCUUGUUAUGAAGCAAAUCAACGCCAAGAAGUCGACGGACUUUGUGGCUGGCAAAGGCAAUGGACUGAUCAUGCUUUUGCAUGGAGCACCUGGAACCGGCAAGACAUUCACGGCUGAGGGUGUUGCUGAGUUUGCAGAGAAGCCGUUGCUUCGUGUGACUUGCGGUGAUGUAGGAACAGAUGCUGAGGUUGUUGAUCAGCGACUGCGCGCCACGUUCCAACUAGGGAAGAUGUGGGACUGUGAUGAGGCAGAUGUCUUCCUCGAGGAACGUGACAUGAAAGACCUGAAGAGAAAUGCUUUGGUAUCCGUGUUCCUCCGUGCCCUCGAGUACUACGAUGGUAUUCUGAUACUGACUUCCAACCGCGUUGGUACUUUUGACGAAGCGUUCAAGUCUCGCAUUCAGCUAGCCCUGCACUACGACAACCUUGGCCUUGUUCAGCGCAAGAAGAUCUGGCGCAACUUCAUCGCGCGUAUGAAAACGCUCGAUGAAUCUUCUUCCGACGACCUGGAAGAUAUCCUCGACCACAUCGACGAUCUGAGCAAGGAACCGAUGAACGGACGAGAGAUUCGCAAUGCGAUCACUAUUGCGAGACAGUUGGCCCAGUUCAGAGAGCAACCUUUCCAGUACUCACAUCUCAAGCAUGCUAUCAACGUUGGCAACCGGUUUAGCAAGUAUCUGAAGGAUCUGAGAAUGAACUACACGGAUGACAUGAUCAAACAAGAUAGCGGGAUCAGGUUUUCCUAUACAGCAGCACCGGCGGGAAUUGAGUAA
This is a messenger RNA of Alternaria ethzedia, 2214 nucleotides long. RefSeq lists its product as uncharacterized. Gene Ontology annotation, molecular function: ATP hydrolysis activity; ATP binding. Lineage: Eukaryota; Fungi; Ascomycota; Dothideomycetes; Pleosporales; Pleosporaceae. The coding region runs from base 1 to 2214 and encodes 737 amino acids. The record is from RefSeq and is a predicted model, not a curated record. The transcript is spliced from 4 exons.